AUGGCGGCAGCAGCAGCAGCGGCAACAGCGGCGGGGGGCUCGCUGGGGUCCGGGCCUGGGGGGGCAGUCGGCAUGGCCGUACCCCCAACGGCUCCGUGCGGGGCGGCGGCGCCAGCGGCGGGGGUCUCCGGAGGGCUCGGGCCGGUCCCGGUGCCCAUGAACCUCUUCGCCACCUGGGAGAUCGACCGCUCGGCGCCCAGCUGCGUGCCCAGGCUGUGCAGCCUCCGCCUGAAAAAGCUGACCGUGCUGAGGGAACUGGACAAGGAGCUCAGCUCCGUGCUCAUCGCCGUCAAGAUCCAGGGUUCAAAGAGAGUCCUGAGAUCCAAUGAAUAUGUUUUACCCCCUGGAGGCUUGAUGGAGACUGACCUGGAACUGACAUUUUCAUUGCAGUACCCGCAUUUCUUGAAAAGAGAUGGUAACAAGCUGCAGAUCAUGCUGCAGCGCCGAAAGAGGUACAAGAACCGCACUAUCUUGGGCUACAAGACUCUGGCGGUGGGCAUCAUUAACAUGGCUGAGGUCAUGCAGCACCCGACAGAUGGAGGGCAGAUCCUGGGCCUGCACAGCAACAUCAAGGAUGUGAGCAUCCGGGUGGCGGAAAUCAGCAUUUACUCCCUCUCGAGCCAACCCAUUGACCACGAAGAUGGAAACGUCCCGUCUGGUCCCAAAAUCAAAGCUUCUGAUCGCUCUCCAGAUAUCGAUAACUACUCCGAAGAAGAGGAUGACAGCUUUUCCUCCGAGCAGGAAGCGAGCGACGAUGCAGUGCACGGCCAGGAUUUAUAUGAUGAAGAGGACGAAGUGAGGAAGCCGAAGAAAGCCCGGCGGAAAAUGAUCAGGACCACAUCGAUGACCAGGCAACCAAACUUCAAGCAGAAAUUCGUUGCCUUGCUGAAGAGAUUUAAAGUGUCGGACGAGGUGUUGGAUUCCGACCCGGUGGAUCAGACCCAAGAAGUGGAGGAGGACCUGGGCCUGCUUUACGACAGCCUCGAGGAGUGCAACAACAGCGACAGCGGCCCGGAGAUCGAGGAUAACGAGAGCGUCCACAGCACGCCUAAGCCUACCCUGAGGCGCUUCUUUGAGGGCGUCUCUCACUCUGGUUCCCAGACUGAGAUCAGCAGUCUGCAUGGCCAAAAGGGGCAGGAGAGAGAGCCGGGCAGCCCUGAAGAAGCAGAGAAGCGGAAAGUGGGUGCCCCUCGCCCCCAAGACGAGGCUGCCAUGGAAACCGUGGCUAUGGAACUGGAGGCAGACGAAUCCUGCCCAGGAGGAACCCCCGAGACGGUCCUGAAGGAGAGCAGCCUGGACCGGCUCGUGCAGCUGAACAGCGUCAGCAAGCCGGAGUUCCCAGCCACCGUUUCCCCCAGCAAAGCCGAGAACAAGCAACUCUGGCGCCCCCGCAGCAUGUCCAUGAAGGACAGGCAGAACUCCAAGGGCCACGGCGACCGGACCGGCAGCCUGGACAGCGAGAGCUCCCCGGACUCCCGGCAGAAUACCCAGGUGCCUCGGAAGUCUGUGUACGACCAGCUCAACCAGAUCCUGGUCUCGGAUGAGCAGCUGCCGGAGAGCAUCAUCCUGGUGAACAUCGGCGAGUGGCAGGGCCAGUAUCUGUGUGAUCAGCUCCAGGAGCACAAGCAGCCCAUUGUCUCCACGUGCUCCAUGGCGGACGUCCAGGCUGCCUUCAACACCAUCGUUGCUCGGAUCCAGAGAUACUGUAACUGUAAUUCCCACAUGCCUCCCCCAGUGAAAGUGGCCGUGGCUGGGGACCAGAGUUACCUGAGCAUCGUCCUGCGCUUCUUUGUGGAGCAGCUGGCCAGCAAGACCCCGGACUGGCUCAACUACCUCCGUUUUCUCGUGGUGCCCUUGGGCUCUCACCCCCUGGCCAAGUACCUUGGUUCUGUGGAUAACAGGUACAGCACCUUGUUCCUCGAUGCCGCGUGGAGAGAGCUCUUUAGCCGAGUCGAGCCCCCAAAUUCGGACCCUGUGGACGUCCCUGGCCGGGUGGCCCAGUUCAUCACAGGCGCCAACGUGUCCCAUCAGCUGCCCAUUUCUGAAGCCAUGUUGACCUACAAACAGAAGAGGAAAAGAAGCCUCUAUUUUGAUUUUUAUAUCAGUCCGGAUGAGGAUUCCUGCCAGAAAUUUGUGCCGUUUGUUGGGGUGGUGAAGGUGGGACUCGUGGAGCAAUCCUUCAACACCUCAGUUGAUUCCGAUGAUGCUACCAUCUGCACCACCUCACUGCUAAGCUCAUCUUCACCAUCUGGUGGAGGGAUGCCCUAUACCAAGGAUACAGUGGGUACACCUCCGCCCUCCCCGUCUGUAAGCAGUGGGCUCUCGGGAGCCGGAAAUCUGAGCCCCGGUGUGGAGGUAAUGGGUCUGCAGGUAGAUUACUGGACCACUCAGGGGCCGGAAAAAAGAAAAGAAGCUGAGAAGCGGGAAACAGGCAUCAAGAACACCCUGAAAACCAAUUUCCGCUCCCUGCAGGUCAGCCGCAUCCCUGGCCCCGGGGAGCUGACUGCACCGAACACCAUGGCCAUGACUGUGGUCACCAAGGAGAACAAGAAGAAAGUGAUGUUCCUGAGCAAGAAGGCUAAAGAUAAGGACUUGGAGCCGAAGAGCCAGGUGAUUGAGGGGAUCACGCGCCUGAUCUGCACAGCCAAGCACCAAAACACCAUGCUGCGUGUUUGCAUCGACGGUGUGGAGUGGAACGACGUGAAGUUUUUCCAGCUGGCUGCACAGUGGCCGACGCACGUCAAGCAUUUCCCGAUCGGCAUCUUUGGCUACACGAAGAGCGCGUGAUGAGAACCAGGCAGCCCAGAAGGACGGGGGCCCUGCCGGAUGCAACAGAGGGGUGGAGUGUCCAGCUCCUUUGCUUCUGGAGACUGAUUGACUGACCGGGGCCGGAGCCCUCCUCCGGCCAGGGCUCCGCUUGCUCCGUUGGCUCUGUGCAAGGAGCAUCCCGAUUUGCUUUACGUCUCACCCAUGAAUUUUUUAGUUUAACAUGAACUUGGGUCCUAGGAAACGGAAGGGGGGGGAUACAAGCGCACACGGGGCUUCUCAACCUGAACUCUCGGGAGAAGAACGCUAUGGCCAGUCUCCUCCGUUCGAGUGGGGUCAGGAAUGAGAGAGGCCGAGGGGAUACGUACAGCCUCCCCCCACCCCCAACUGGUUUUCAGCUUGUGGCGGCCGCUGGGGCUCGGUUCCCUUCCAUGCCUUGCCUGGCUGGCUUGGGCAAGAACGGGGAAGGCAGGUUCUCUUUGACGUGCAGCUGCUACCUUGCAAAACUCUAGUAGGAAAGAAAUGUGUGUUAACGCCCCUCUUCCUCCUCCUCCUCCUCCUCCUCGGCUUGCUCAGCCAGGCUCACCCAGGAGCAUUCUGGGCAAGCUGGACCUCUGCCCGCCGCACGUGCCACUCCAGCCCUCUCUCUCUCUCUCUCUCUCUCUCUCAGCAUUCUCUGAGAGCUGCUGGGAUCUUGGUACCUUGUUGACUUUUUACCAUGAAGCAGCUUUUCCCUCUCUCCUGUCCGGCCCCUCCCCGGCGCCGUUGAGCUUUUCACUCCCUUGGGAUACAUGCAGGCCAGAGUAUAGAAAGCGACAGGUACAGAGACGGCAGCGAAAGCAGGCGCAGCGUUUAUCUCUGCAGCGGACGCCGCUCCUGGAGAGCAGGUGGGGAUGAGCUGCUUUGUGCGGUUCCCACCACUCUGAUGUUCUUGAGGAAGAUACGGGAUGAGUUGGGCCCGUGUCCCCCCCCCCGGUCCCAAUCACCAGCUGCGGGCACAAGGUCGGGAGGUGGCCCACAACCAUCUGGGUUCGGGGCAGCAUUUGGCUCGACAGCUGCUGAAAAUCAGCAGGGUGGCUCACUCUGUCGCGGCAGAGCAAAGGGAAGGACCACAGAAGGGCUCUUUGCCACUUGUUGACGCCAGUGGAAGUUGACGCCAGUGGGUUAGAAAGGGAAAGGCCUUGCCAGGGAGCGAGGGAGGGGCUGGGGAGAAGGGGGGCCCUUCUCCUCUACCUGUUCUGUGCCAGCGUGUGUGCAGGGUACCAGGAAAGCGGGACAAAAAGGGUAUCUCGAGGGACGGGGCUGCUCAGCCCUCUUCCCAUCAGAUGUACUUUAGCGGCUGGCUGGCUUUAUCUGCCCGUGCCGUAGCGAAGAGAGACUGACUGCUCCUGUGAGUGGCCGCUCCUGUCUCUGUCCCGGCCAGUGAACGGGGGAGCUUCUUUUGCAAUGGAACCAGCUUCUAAGUCCAUACACUCCAUUGGCAGCCAGUAGGAGGCAGCACUCCUGAAACGGCACUUUCUCCGAGCCGCUCUGUGGGCAGCCCGGCGCGACGCGAAUCGGGGGCCCGAGGUCUGCCUUCCCUGCGCUGUGUCCGCUGGGUCAGACCGAGGAGGCUGGCAAGUGUGACGGGGCAGCGGCAUGGUCAGGCGCAAGGACGCACAGGGUGGGACAGGCGCAAUCAGGAGGGAAUUCCCCUUCUUUAACAAUAAGGUCAGAGUACUAAAAGAGAGCUGAAGGGGGACGAGAGAGCCAGACGCCGCAGCGAGGUGUCCUGAGGGAGCCCCCCCCCCGGCCUUCCUGUGGCAGCUACUGCCUCCCUCCUUGCCCUUCCUGACCGGAUCCACCCGCGCCCCCUUCCUUUCUCGUAAGCCCCCCCCCCCCCCCACGACCGCCACGCCAGCUCCGCAGCCAGGGCUUCCCCCCUGCCUCCCUGAAGCUUCUUGCGUCACUAGAACUGCCAAACCAACCUCCCCGGCCUUGGAAGUGUUUCCUACCGAACUCAAGAGACCUAAACUGUGGUAUUGCGCCCUGCCUGGCGGACGCAGCUGCUCGUGGUUAGGAGAGCAGGGACGGUGGGUUAACCCCAUUUUUUACAAGAUUCUAUUUUUGUUAAACUUAAUGUAAGGUUGCUUUCUGGAUUAAUUUUAAUAAAUUAAUGCUGGUACCA
This is a messenger RNA of Elgaria multicarinata webbii, 4933 nucleotides long. RefSeq names its product phosphofurin acidic cluster sorting protein 2-like. Gene Ontology annotation, biological process: protein localization to plasma membrane. The record is from RefSeq and is a predicted model, not a curated record. Lineage: Eukaryota; Metazoa; Chordata; Lepidosauria; Squamata; Anguidae. Gene Ontology annotation, molecular function: transmembrane transporter binding. The transcript is spliced from 25 exons. Bases 1 to 2787 code for a protein of 928 amino acids.